AUGUAUCCUGUACGGAUUUUGUAUUUCUGUUAUAAGAUCGGCACCAGAGGAGCACUAGCAGAGCCCCAUGAUAAAACCGAAGCGCAUUGCUCAACGAGUAUCAUGGAACUACGCUCUCCUUUGCCAUAUCCUCUUAUUGGUUCUGCCAACAUGCCGCAAAAUCCGGUGGUUGCGAAUUGGUUCCUGAUUUAUGGUUCAAAUCUCCAUGUUUGGCUAGGAAGUCGAGGAUGA
This is a messenger RNA of Sclerotinia sclerotiorum 1980 UF-70, 231 nucleotides long. RefSeq lists its product with no specific name. Bases 1 to 231 code for a protein of 76 amino acids. NCBI's taxonomy places the organism in Eukaryota, Fungi, Ascomycota, Leotiomycetes, Helotiales, Sclerotiniaceae. The record is from RefSeq and is a predicted model, not a curated record. The transcript is spliced from 4 exons.